UGCCGGCUCGGCGGCGGCGCAGAGCAGCGGCGGCAGCGAGGGCGGCGGCAGCAGGCACCCGAUGUCUUCGGCGCCCGACAAGCAGCAGCCACCGCACGGCGGCGGCGGCGGCGGCGGCGGGGGAGGCGGCGCGGCCAUGGACCCCGCGUCGUCCGGCCCGUCCAAGGCCAAGAAGACGAACGCCGGCAUCCGGCGCCCCGAGAAGCCGCCCUACUCGUACAUCGCGCUCAUCGUCAUGGCCAUCCAGAGCUCGCCCACCAAGCGCCUGACGCUCAGCGAGAUCUACCAGUUCCUGCAGAGCCGCUUCCCCUUCUUCCGAGGCUCCUACCAGGGCUGGAAGAACUCGGUGCGCCACAACCUCUCGCUCAACGAGUGCUUCAUCAAGCUGCCCAAGGGCCUCGGGCGGCCCGGCAAGGGCCACUACUGGACCAUCGACCCGGCCAGCGAGUUCAUGUUCGAGGAGGGCUCCUUUCGGCGGCGGCCUCGCGGCUUUCGAAGGAAAUGCCAGGCGCUCAAGCCCAUGUACAGCAUGAUGAACGGGCUGGGAUUCAACCAUCUCCCGGACACCUACGGCUUCCAGAGCUCCGCCGGCGGCCUCUCGUGCCCGCCCAACAGCCUGGCGCUCGAGGGUGGCCUGGGCAUGAUGAACGGCCACUUACCGGGCAAUGUGGACGGCAUGGCUUUGCCCAGCCACUCGGUGCCCCACCUGCCCUCCAACGGCGGCCACGCGUACAUGGGCAGCUGUGGCGGUGCGGCGGCCGGCGAAUACCCGCACCACGACGGCUCGGUGCCGGCCUCCCCGUUGCUGCCGGGGGCUGCCGGUGGGGUCAUGGAGCCGCACGCAGUCUACUCCGGCUCUGCGGCUGCCUGGCCGCCCUCAGCCUCGGCGGCGCUCAACAGCGGCGCCUCCUACAUCAAGCAGCAGCCCUUGUCCCCUUCCAACCCCGUGGCCAACCCCCUGUCGGGAAGCCUCUCCACGCACUCCCUGGACCAGCCAUAUCUGCACCAGAACAGCCACAACACGCCAGCUGAGCUGCAAGGCAUCCCUCGGUAUGCAUCCCAGUCACCCAGCAUGUGUGACCGAAAGGAGUUCGUCUUCUCUUUCAACACCAUGGCAUCCUCGUCCAUGCACUCAGCCAGCAGCGGCUCCUACUACCACCAGCAGGUCACCUACCAAGACAUCAAGCCCUGCGUGAUGUGAGGCUGCAGCCACAGGGCCCUCCAGGCACGAGUCGGCCCUGCCCAGGGACCUCAGAACCCAUCGCAAUAAACUGCUCUGUUCUCGAGGUAUAAUGGUCCACAGAGGAAAAGGGUUUGAUGCCUCCCCAACCGGAUUAUUUGGAAAGGAAUCCCCAAGGCAAAGAAGGCCUGGCGCCGCGGUCGGCUCCUCCUUCCCCACUCCCUCAAAAAGUCUAAAAAUGGUGGCGGUGGGGCCUGAUCGGACUGCAAUUGUUGGUAAAUAAUUACCGAUUUUUGAUUCAAUCGAAACCAGCGAGAAGGUGCUGUGUUGGGGGAAAAUCCUCAACAUGGAAACAAGAAUUCUGCUGCAGUCUCUCCCUGUCCUCCCCUCCAGUGGGAAGAGUCAGGGAAGGUUUUCAGGAGAAAGGCGAACAUGUGAGACCAUCAUGAUCAAAUACUUUUAUUUUUUGGUUGAGUAUUUAUCUUUUUAUUUUUAAUUUUUUUGGAAAGAAUAUCUUGGCAGUGAGUCUCCUUCAGAGCCAUCUUUCGCAAGGAAGGAGGGGGGCAGGCAGUCGCACCCUCCCUUCCACCUCCGAGGGCCUCCGCUCACCCACAGGUGAUUCUUUGUGCGAACAACUUGCAUUUCUGAAGCCACUGUUCAUCUUAAAAAAGAAACCAGAUGGGCCCAGGAGCGGCCGCUCUCUCCGGGCCUCUCUGCGUCCGCUGCCGCCUGCCUCGUCCUCCUCCCUUCAGGCUUUUUGGGUUUGUUUCUGCUUCCAGUUUGGCUUUUUUGGUGGGUGUCUUUUCUCUCGAGACCCGACUGUCUCCCGAUGUCUACUGUGAACUUGCUGGUGUGAGAGCGGGGCGCCCGCAGCGCGCCACGGGACGGGGGAGGCCCGGGGAGACGCGGGGAGUGCCGGUCAGGAUUGCAGCGACGACGCAGAGAGGUUAAGGCACUUUUUGAAACUAUAGCAAGGCUCAUCCUGUUAUUUAUUCUACUUUGUUUCCCUAAUAAUCCAAACACCGCAUAGGCGCCUCUGUUUAUCAGUAUUAAUGGUGUAACUUUGUUGGCAAUAUUUGCCGCGUAGAAUUUUCUUUUUAGAUAUCCAUUGUAAAUUUGAAACAAAGUCCGAUCUGUGUAAAAACAAAUUUCCAUAUGUUUUAUAUAAAUAUAUAUAUAAAAUGAAGGACUAUCCCCCCUUUUUUAGUAUUUUGGCUGCUGGGGCGCAGCAGUGGUGACACGUAUUUUAAAUCUCCUGCACUGUAUAAAACGACAAUUUGAGGAUGUUUUGCCUUUUGUGUAUUUUUCCUUAAAAAAAAGAACAAAAAUAAAAAUGUGUAACAUUUGUA
Messenger RNA from Manis javanica (Malayan pangolin), 2529 nucleotides. RefSeq names its product forkhead box F1 (gene FOXF1). The record is from RefSeq and is a predicted model, not a curated record. Gene Ontology annotation, cellular component: nucleus. Gene Ontology annotation, molecular function: DNA-binding transcription factor activity, RNA polymerase II-specific; RNA polymerase II cis-regulatory region sequence-specific DNA binding. NCBI's taxonomy places the organism in Eukaryota, Metazoa, Chordata, Mammalia, Pholidota, Manidae. Gene Ontology annotation, biological process: regulation of transcription by RNA polymerase II; animal organ morphogenesis.